AUGCCCAGUGCUGCUGCAUACCGGACAGGGCAAAACACUGUGUUACCGUCACCUGGUUUUCUGCAACAGCGCGGGCAAGCGGCUUUCCCGUUUGGCAGUGUGAUCCAGCAGCCUCAGUCUGCGCAACAGCAACAGCAACAUCCGCAGGCGCAUCAACAGACUCAGGCGACGUCCGUGCUUGGCCAGCAGCUUCAACAGCAGCAGCAACAGGCCGCAUCAUCCGCCGGAGGGCCUCCACCGCACUUAACGACGCCGAGUGUUGCGACUGGGCAAGCAAAUCAGUCAGUGAAUGAUGGUGCACUAGAUCCGAAUGACUUUCCUGCGCUCGGGUCGGGGUCGGCGACGUUAAAUGCUUCGACAAACAGUCCGGCAACUACCUUAGCUUCGAGUUAUGCGAGUCAGGCGGGGACGGGUAUUGCACCUGGGAGUGGGACGAAUGGGCAGAGCGGUGCGGGAGGGAAUUCGCAAACACGGGAAUUCACUCCGGACGAUUUUCCGGCUCUCGGAGGGCAGCCUACUUCAACAGCUCAAUCAUCGCAAAAUCAGCAGUCCUCACAAGAUACAAGUCAUCCACCCGGAUUAAAUGGUUUCGAGCCACGUCAGACCAUGCCUCCGGGGCUUCUUAAUCUCAGCGGGACACAGCGCAAUCUUGCAUCGGAAGCGGAUAAACGGACGAAUGCAAAGGUGAACACGUGGAAUGGGACAAAUACGACUUCUUUGGCUCAGCAAAACGGGUCAUUACAAGCUAGCCAGCAAUUAGUAGCUCCGCCAGGUGUUCCUCCACCGUUUCAACAGCAAUCGCAACAGGCAUCAUUCGGCGCUAAUGAUGGACCAAUUGGAUUGAGUGCACCGACAACAGCGGCUUCUGGAGCACCUCAGACGCCCGCACAACAGAUCCUCAUGUCUCCUGCUGACCGUUGGGGGUUAUUAGGGCUGCUGAAUGCCAUCAAAAACUUGGAUGGAGAUCAAACGUUGUUGUCUAUGGGUACGGACUUGGGGACGAUGGGGUUGGAUAUGCAAAACCAAGAGUCAUUAUUUUCAACCUUCAUUACUCCGUGGUCAGACUCAUCAGCUGCACAUUCUAUUGAACCCGAAUUCCGUACUCCUGAAUGCUAUCGCGUGAAUGCACCUCCACCAGGACCGGCCAAAGCACAAGCAUUUAGCGAAGAGACGUUGUUCUAUAUGUUUUAUGCACAUCCUCGGGACGCAUUACAGGAAGUUGCUGCUCAGGAAUUACAUGCGAGGAAUUGGCGCUUUAGCAAAGAACACCGGCUAUGGUUGACAAAAGAGACCAAUCGCCCUCGACAGUCGAAAACAAUCGAGAACGGUGCGGGCGAGCAGGGUAUCUUCACAUAUUGGGAUCCGGAUAUGUGGGAGAAGAACUUGAAAGAGUUUACUGUCAUGUAUGCGGACCUGGAGAAUAAAGAUACACCGGCGUUCGCGGGGCCAACGUUGCAGCCGACUGCACAGGGUCAGCAGCUCCAAGCAGGUGUAGUUCGAGCGAAUUUUCCGGGGCUUAGUAUGACGGCUGCAGCGAUGUAAAUAGCUCACUGAGUACCGUGCUCGUCGGCGAUCAACUCCGUGUCUGUAACUCACAGUACUCGCCUGACAUCGCCUUACCUUACACCCUCAUAUCACAUUAACGAUUUCCUCUUUCCUUCUCUUCCCUCUCCUUUUAGUCACUUGCUGUCGCAUCUUCAUAUCCUCAUAUCCUGUUUCCACG
Messenger RNA from Fomitiporia mediterranea MF3/22, 1723 nucleotides. RefSeq lists its product as uncharacterized. The transcript is spliced from 4 exons. Gene Ontology annotation, cellular component: P-body; CCR4-NOT core complex. Bases 1 to 1542 code for a protein of 513 amino acids. The record is from RefSeq and is a predicted model, not a curated record. Gene Ontology annotation, biological process: regulation of DNA-templated transcription; nuclear-transcribed mRNA poly(A) tail shortening. NCBI's taxonomy places the organism in Eukaryota, Fungi, Basidiomycota, Agaricomycetes, Hymenochaetales, Hymenochaetaceae.